UAGUCACUUUUAAUAAAGUACGUGAAUUAAAUACAAAAAAAAAAUCUGUUCAACGAAAAAGUUCACAUCGCUUAGAGUAACAUUAAUAUGAGCGGUGAAGAAUAUAUGGAGUUCAUGGACAUUGAUGGUCCUGAAUUCAUUUCUGAUGUCAAUUCUCAAAUUGCUUCAAUUCGUGCUGAUGUCGAAAUGACAGACUAUCAAUCGACAUCAGCAACUGCUGUCAGUCAAGCUUCCAUACAACCUUGGGAUAUCGAAGCAUUCGCAGAAGUUGCAGUUUUGGAUACCAAUUUUUUAUUGUCCAAGUUGGGUUAUUUAGAUACAGUUCUAGAUCUCGCGAAUGCUAACCCAGGAAGUUUGCUGGUCGUUCUACCUUGGAUUGUUAUCCAAGAAUUAGAUAGUCUUAAAUCCAGAGCGUCUGAAAGUGUCAAAUCGAGCGUUAGAAUGGCUAUGCGUUUUAUCGAAAUAAGACUUUUACAGAAGAUGACUUCUUUAAGAGGACAGCAAAUGGAUCAGGUCUAUGACAAAUACUUAGAGUCAUCGAAAAGAAAUAGCAACGUUAAAGGCGACGAUCGCAUUUUAGACUGUUGUUUGUACUUCAACAAAGUCAAUCGUAAACCAGUAACUUUACUUUCAAAUGAUAGAAAUUUAUGCAUCAAAGCCAUGAUUCACCAAAUUGAUACUGUUUCGGCAGAAUCUGUCCCGAAAUUGGAAUCCCUUCUUAAUAAGCUACUGUCGAGCAAACCCUUCACUAAAAAGACAGCUCCCACCUCUUCGUCAGCAGUAACUCCAACAAUAACAUUAUAUGACCAACCGAAAACUGUUGAUUUAUCUUUGUACGAUGACCCACCAACCAUCAAUAUACCCCUAUCUUCCUUAAUGAGCUCCAGUCAACGACAAGAAGCACAACAGCAGAGCCCAUCAACCAUUGAGGAUUAUUCAAUGGAUGUCGACGAUGAUGACAGUCACUUCUACACUUCUAACUCACAGCAACGCACCCUUCAUAAUUCUUCUACCACUACCAACUCUAGUACAAUCAAUGCAGUUGAGGAUAUUGAUUGGUUGCGAAAUGCCAAAGGAACUGCUUACAGCAAAUGGGCUACAACAUCUGUUCCUACUUAUGAUCCAUAUGUACGGAAAACACAUUAUUUUGAUGAUGGACCUGCUUGCUUGGACAACGAUCCCACAUUAACAGCCCCCAAGCGACCUUAUAGACCAAAUCAUGUUAGUCGCUUUGAUAGCAGACAUUAAUAAAUUAUUUCCUCCUUGAUACGCAGAAAAGGAAACAAAAUAUGUAGCACCUCUUUACAAUGAUUUCGAUUUUAGAACGCGGGAUUGAAACAGUGCUCCAUUACUGCUGGAUUUGAGCUCUAUUAUGCAGUGCUUAUUUUGCAUUUAGUUUGAAGCUAGAAUUUCAUCCACUUAAAUGAGCACUGGUAAGCCAUACAUUGUACAUUUCUGUCAUGACUAAAAAUGUAGUAGAACAAUCAUCAAGCUAAAACCAACAAUGGAUAAAAUCCCGCG
This is a messenger RNA of Mycotypha africana, 1521 nucleotides long. Its product is annotated as PIN domain-containing protein. The transcript has 5 exons. Gene Ontology annotation, cellular component: nucleus. Bases 88 to 1248 code for a protein of 386 amino acids. Lineage: Eukaryota; Fungi; Mucoromycota; Mucoromycetes; Mucorales; Mycotyphaceae. The record is from RefSeq and is a predicted model, not a curated record.